UUACUCUAUCUAUCUAUAUUAUAAAACCUGUUGUGUGUUUACCCUUCUAAAGUCUACUAGCUCCCCCGUAUUCUACCGUAUUUACACAGAAUGCCAUUUGACUCAAUUGACUCAUACUGUCAUUUAAUCAUAACCAUUCUUUUUCUUACACACGGACACACGUGUCUACUCCUCAUAACACUGUCUGAAAGAUUAACACUCUUUCCCCUGACAAAAUACAAUUCAAAUUGCGCCCAAAUCUUGAUACACUUUUCCCUCUCGCGGCUUUGUUCCAGCAUAUUCGUUCCUGGGUAGGUUUGUGAUGGCGUCGUCGAAGAUGACAACUCACUGACGCCAGGGACGGUAUCCCGAGCCACGAACAGCCUCUCCUCUCCAGGAAGUUUUUCCGAACAUGGAAUGAUGUCGGUCAGUCCUGAGUCGAGACCCAUUUGUUUGUUACCACACCAUCUAGAUGAGUCUCCACACUCCAUAUCUCACAAGAACUGUGAGUGUACCACUUAAAGAAUUAUGGCAUUUUCCUUCCAUUAUGUUGUUUAACACGAUUUAAUUUUGUACCCGAGCUAACCAGCCUCUGAAGUUGCCAAACAAAAGGAAAUCAAAUUCUCCUUUGCUGUUUGAUGUUUUUAACUAUGACCUUGGAAUGAUGAAAGAAAAGGGGAGCUCAUGGAGACCUUGCAAAUCUACCAAAACAAUUCCACUGUCUGCAAACAUGGUUCAUGUAUGAAAGAGAACAUUUACCCCUGCACUGUGCUUAAAUCUACUGCAUCAGUUCCACAAUCUCUGGCGAAGGAUCUGACAGGAAUUGGAGGGAAACAUAGAUUAGUCGAUACGGGAAGACAGAGACAACACUCAGAUGACAAGUUUGGUCAUGAAAAUAAUGCUCAGCGGUCUCCAAUGGCGCCAGCCAUGAUUGUUGGUAUUUUAAUGCACGUGCUGAAGCUGCAAUUGAGGCACGCAAGUUAAAUGCCCAGGUAAGAAAUCACCAUCCCUCACAUAAUUGUUAUAGCUUAGUAAUUUGUGGCACUCAGCCGUCCAUGACUUCACAUAUUUUGUUCUCACAUUUGAUCAAGAUUAGACUAUAGAGAUUUUUGUGUGGACGACCGAGUUAUGAAAAGUUUCAUGACUUCUUCCUUUAAAUGGUAAGCAUUGAUAUGUACCUAUAUAAGAGUGAACAUUCAGACGCCCACAUUUGGUAAGCAUUUAAUUUCAUAAGAAAAGUGUGAUCCAGUGACGUUCUUUCCUAAGUCCAACUCUCCUUUCUUCUCUUUUUUCUUAUCUAUGUUAUGCUUCUCUAAUUCACAUACUAGAUUAUAUGCUUUUAUCAUCAGUUUAAUAUUAUGUUGUGUGUUGGUUACAUAUUGUGAACUUCUUUAAUGAUUUUCACUUAUUUUGGUUGCAGUUGAAUUUGUUCUAGAAACUGUUCGAUUAUUUGUCCAAUUGAAAAGAAUAAUCAGGGUUUCAUUGUUUACCAUCAGGAACACCAGAGUUCAUGGCUCCGGAGGUGUAUGAAGAGUUCAUAGCUUUAUGAUUUCAGUAUCCUUAUCUUUAGGUUCCAAUGGCAGUGGUCGUUCCUGGACUGAGUACCUGAAAUCAAAUUACGCAAGGAUGCCCCUGACAGCUCUGAGACCCCUGAUUAAGGUUGUUGAUAAUAAAGACAGCAUUGAAAUUUUCAGUCGCAGUGUCAGAGGUGCAAUUUUAUCAAAAUUCUGCAAUACUGGGCAAAUAAAUGAUGUUCACUGUGUUGAUAGAGUGUUCUGAAAAGUAGCAUUUUGCAAGAUGAUAAGAUACUGAUAAGUUCCGAGGCUGAAGGAGUGGAGUUCCUGGCAAUCAAUCUGAUUACAGUGUCAUUUUCACUUGAUCAAAUCAAGGAAAUCGAGGGCAAGCUUGGAGUGGUUUGAUUUAGUUUGUGCUAUAGAAGACCCAGAUUUUACAGGAGAAACAAAGAAUUUAUAAAGGAAGCCAGCACAACUGUUCCAGGUUCUAAGGAUUUGUACUUCCCAACUCAAUACUCUCAGUCCUUCUUCACCCAAUGUAUGACUUGCCUCUGGAAACAAAAUUGGUCAUAUUGGCGCAAUCCUCCAUACAAUACCGUGAGAUUCCUGUUCACAGUGUUCAUAGCAUUAUUGUUCGGAACAAUAUUCUGGAAUGAGGAAUAAACAAGACAUUUUCAAUUCAAUGGGUUCUGUGUACGCAGCCAUUAUCUUCCUCUGAGUACAGUCGGUUGUCGCUAUUGAGAAGAACUGUCUUCUACCUGGAAAGAGCAGCUAGGAUGUAUUCAGUUCUUCCAUAUGCUGUUGGACAGGUUAGUAAAACGUAUAAACCGUAUUUAAAUUUGAAUGUAACUUCACAAUGAUGAGAUGCAAUAACAAAUCAUGAUAUCAUUUUAUAAGCAGGUGUUGUUUGAGCUUCCCUACAGUUCUAUACAAACAAUCCUUUAAAAAUAUGUUUUGUAAGAGUUUGAUGAAAGUCUUGACAAGUUUCCGAUUUUCUCUUUGUACAUUCAAUAUUUUGCUGAGGUUUGUUUACUCUUCAAGUGUUCGAUAUAAGAACCUGAAAUAAUCUUGAUCUUAUAUUUAUUAUAAUUAUAUAUAAUUUUCGAAUAUUUUGAUAUGAUUUUUCUUUGUUGCAUGCUUUGUAAGUGCUGGAUCCAAAUGGAAGGCAAUUGAUCCAGUGGCCAACUGAAGAACUAGAAGGAUUGCGAGGAGCAAACAGGCCAUCAUUUGCAGGAUAUGUAGAUGUGAACUAUUGACUAAGUGUGGAUCUAUGAAAUAAUAAUUUUGCUAUUAAAAGAGCAAGUUAUGGCAAGCGCAAAGCUGAUAGUGUGAUUAAACAAUAUUUACACGCUUGGGAGCUCUUUAACAAUGUAAAGUUAGUUUCUACUAGAACCAGGAACUUACAAGUAAAGCUGUGUAAUAUUAUAUUCUGACAAUAGAUGUGUGACUUUGAAGUCUAGGUAAUGCAUUGAAUUUGACUGUAGGUCUUUUUAUUUCA
This is a messenger RNA of Daucus carota subsp. sativus, 2991 nucleotides long. RefSeq lists its product as uncharacterized. Lineage: Eukaryota; Viridiplantae; Streptophyta; Magnoliopsida; Apiales; Apiaceae. The record is from RefSeq and is a predicted model, not a curated record. The coding region runs from base 1525 to 1758 and encodes 77 amino acids. The transcript has 15 exons.